AUGUCUUUCGCUACACCUGCAACGUCUCGACGCUUCUACGUCCGUCAGCCGCACGGUCGUAACGUCGUUUUAAAUCGUGCCGUCACGGAGCCUGGAGCCGGCAGAACUGGGAGCGGAAGUAGUGUCGGAGGUACUGGUGGUACUGGCGGAGGUGGUGGU
Messenger RNA from Protopolystoma xenopodis, 159 nucleotides. Lineage: Eukaryota; Metazoa; Platyhelminthes; Monogenea; Polystomatidea; Polystomatidae. The record is from the annotation of a GenBank genome assembly.